AUGGCGAUGUCAGCUGCCAUGGAGCGUCUACAAGAAUGGAGUGCAGCACAGGAGGCUCGCGGACAGCAAAACAGAAACAACCAGCGAGAUGAGAAGAAUAUUAGAUGGCAAGCCCCACCUCUGAAUUUUAUUAAAAUAAAUUUCGAUGCGGGCUGGUCUGGCAGUGGUGGUUCAGGUUUUGGGUUGAUUGCACGUUCUGAUACAGCUGAGGCUUUAUUGGCAGCUUCUCAUUUUCAUCAUUCAUGUCUUGACCCGCUAGUAGCUGAAGCUAUGGCCUUGCGUUGGUGCUUAUCAAUGGCAAGAGACUUGGACAUGGAUCAUGUGGUCUUUGAAGGUGACUCAGAAACCAUCAUCAGAGCCAUGAAGUCUGCAGCAUGCCCACCUGAGAUAGACAGUAUAAUUUAUGACUGUAAGCUUUUAGCAAGCUCUUUCCAAGUUAUAGAUAUAGUGCAUGCUAGGCGUAAUGCGAACAAUGUAGCCCACAUUUUAGCUUCCUUAGCGCUUUAUUGUUUGAAAAAGAUUCUUAUAGGUAUGGGUCAGUUGCAGUAUUUGAGUUCCUUUAUUAUAGGCAAGCAUGAAGAGAAGAAAAUCAAAGAAUUGGGAAAACUUCCAAAACGUCAUGGAUCACAUGAGAUUAUAAAAUUGGAGAGUUUUACCAGAAAUAAUGAAGCACUGGAGGCAAGGCUAAUGGAUAAGAAGUAUCUCGACCACCUAGACUUGAGUUGUCAUUUGGAGCAGAUGACACUGGUUCCAUAA
Lotus japonicus is the source of this 756-nucleotide messenger RNA. RefSeq lists its product as uncharacterized. Gene Ontology annotation, molecular function: nucleic acid binding; RNA-DNA hybrid ribonuclease activity. The transcript has 2 exons. The record is from RefSeq and is a predicted model, not a curated record. NCBI's taxonomy places the organism in Eukaryota, Viridiplantae, Streptophyta, Magnoliopsida, Fabales, Fabaceae. Bases 1 to 756 code for a protein of 251 amino acids.